Molecule: messenger RNA, 390 nt
Organism: Loa loa (African eye worm)
Lineage: Eukaryota; Metazoa; Nematoda; Chromadorea; Rhabditida; Onchocercidae
Exons: 3
Coding region: 1-390 (129 amino acids)
Source: RefSeq, a predicted model, not a curated record
AUGGGAAUCCUUUUGUAUCAACCUUUCGUCUCGUAUGAUUAUGCCUCCCAAAAACAUAUUUCAACAGUUUUCAGAUUGCGGAGCAGGUCAAGCUUACAGGAGACACCAAACAGUGAUCAGAACUUUACUUGGUGCGAGUUAAUCUUUUGGAGAUACUUUCAGCUUCUCCCUCCAAUCACUGAAACGGUUGUUGUUUGUCGUAUACAAUUCCGUACGAAGUCACACAACUAUCAUAGUUGGCAGAGGUCAACUUCAAUGCUUGUUCUCAACUGGUCGGUGUCAACUCCUGAUGUCUGGUCAAUACGUCUUUCAUCUUCAAGACUUUCGUCUCUCUUACAAAACUUCUUGGACAGGAACUGUGCUAUGCUUCGUCAGCAGUUUCUUAGCUAA